CCCGUCAUGCUGUGCAGUCACGGUGCUGAUCCUCUUGCCACCUUCUCAUUUUUGCUUUUUCCAGCACUAUAUGGCGACCACCUGUUUUAUGGAUUGCCAAGUAUUCAAAAUAAAUCUAGGUAUCAAUACGACAAUAAAAACUGCUGGAAAUACGACGGCUACAUCACUCUGUACAGAUAUAAACAGCUCUACAUCGUCGAUUCGUCGAAGUCCAACCGCUCAACAAUCUCGAACACCACUGUAUUCCACGUAUCACUUGCAAAAAGUUUCCUUUGAGACUAGCCUACGCGACUACUUUCAAUGGCUGCCAAGGUUUCACGCUCUCGCACAGUUCUGGAUCUCAGAACUGAUCCUUUUGCUCAUUGUCAACUAUACACUGCCGCAUUGUCCCGCGUCAAAAGCCGUCGAGAUACACUGUGCUUCUCUUCGGGAGCAAAUGGGGAGAAAGAUAAUAUUGUGUACAAACAUGUCUGCUUUUGUAGCCUAGGGAGCGUGCGAUUUAAACCUUCGCCACUCGCCCCAAAAGUUUCUUCCAUCGAUAAACACAUCGGCGAAAAUAGUCAGAGCACGAGCUCUCCGUCUUCGAGCGCAUCAAAGGACAUACUCGAUUCUUUUUCCAGCUCUACAGCAUAUGAGGUACAGAGAGAGACCAAGCUCACAAAUGCACUCGACAACCUUGCUGGCAGUCCGUUCGUGUCCUUCAAGAGUCGGGUAGAAACGGCCCCAUUUAAGCUGCCCGUCAAGGGAGAGGACGCAGGGGCAUGGAUGAAACCUGUCGUUGGAGUGUUGCAAAGGCAUGCAACACCUUCGCCAUUCGGCAGGGGAGAGGAAACUGUCAUGGAUCCAACUUACAGGCGCGGAACAGAGCUCAAAGCGGAUGAGCUCGCCUUCAGUUUGCAAGGGGAUGAGACAUCACAAUAUGAACUAUUCGUGGACUACAUCCAGGAUGAACUCCGGACAAGCAUGUUCGUAGGGAAAAGCGUUACUCUCAAGUUAUACAAGCUCGCCAUAUAUGGCGAAGGAGGUCAUUUUGACUGGCAUCGUGACUCGACACAUAGCGAUGCUCAUCAUGGAACGGUGCUCGUCGGCGUUGAGACAAUUGUCAACAUGCAUCCAACAAAGUCCGUCGACAAGCUCCGGCCAGUUGUGGUUGCAUUCUACACGGACACAGAGCACAAAGUCAUGCCCGUGACCAAGGACACGACUGGUGCUCCAAAGCUGGUGCAAGCUGUCGUUGAUGAAAUCAGAGAAUUGCACGAAGAAGGCACCACUGUCGUCGCUUUCCCACUUACUCACCUCUACCGCAAGGCAAGCGUUAAGAAGGAAUACCUCAAGGGAACUGACUCGACACUGUUCGAUGUUCUCGAGAAUCAUUUCAACGUUGUCCUCCAUCCUGUUCUUAUCCGCGCUAUUGAAGAUGGCCACGAUUGUGACAGCCAGGAGCUGUUCUUUGCACACAAAUAUAAAUCGUCUGAGGAGAAUGAGGAGGAACCUUCUCAUGCUAAAGGACGGCGAGGCGGAGUUUUCAAGAACGCUUCGUUUCAUCUUCCACAGGCCUCUGCGAUUCUGCAGCUUUCGUUGCCGACCGGAGUGCACCUUUGUAAUGAGGCAGAGAUCAGUGGCGAGGCAAGGUAUUAUGGCGCUGGUAUGUUUGUGGAACCAAAGAACGAAGAGUAA
Molecule: messenger RNA, 1677 nt
Organism: Suillus subalutaceus
Lineage: Eukaryota; Fungi; Basidiomycota; Agaricomycetes; Boletales; Suillaceae
Exons: 5
Coding region: 301-1677 (458 amino acids)
Source: RefSeq, a predicted model, not a curated record